Nicotiana attenuata is the source of this 2367-nucleotide messenger RNA. RefSeq lists its product as uncharacterized. The transcript has 4 exons. Bases 1 to 2367 code for a protein of 788 amino acids. The record is from RefSeq and is a predicted model, not a curated record. Lineage: Eukaryota; Viridiplantae; Streptophyta; Magnoliopsida; Solanales; Solanaceae. Gene Ontology annotation, molecular function: nucleic acid binding. Gene Ontology annotation, biological process: DNA integration.
AUGGCUAGCAAUGAACAACAAACUGUUCUUAAUGGAGUUCCAACUGUUCCUCCUGGAGUACCUACUUCAAUUCCUAACCAAGGAGGUUUGCAUGUACUUGAUUGUAAUCAUCCGCUGUUUUUAAGUCCAUCUGAUAUUAGUGACAUUCAAAUCAUAUUGUUUCAACUAACUAGGAUUGAAAACUAUUCCUUGUGGUUUAGAUCUAUGAGAAUGGCUUUGUUAGGAAGGAAUAAGUUAGGAUUAGUUGAUGGGUCCUGUACCAAAGAAAGUUACCCAGAAAAUUUGUGGAAUCAUUGGGAACGAGUGAAUGCCAUAGUACUUUCUUGGUUGAUGAAUUCUGUUAGUAGUGGGUUACUGGGAGGUAUACUGUAUGCCUCAAGUGCACAGACUAUAUGGAAUGAUUUGCAUGAGAGAUUUGACAAAGUUGAUGGCUCAAGAUCAUAUAAUUUGCAUAAAGAAAUUGCAACGCUGAGUCAAGGAGCAACUUCUGUCUCUGCAUAUUUCUCAAGACUAAAAAAUUUGUGGGAGGAGUUUGAGGCACUGGUCCCUGCACCUGGGUGUAAUUGCCCAAAAUCAAGAGAAUUUGUGGUUCAUUUGCAAAAAUUAAAAUUGUUUCAGUUCUUGAUGGGAUUAAAUGAUUCUUGUGGUCAAGCUAGGAGUCAGAUUCUGCUGAUGAAUCCAAUGCCAUCAGUUAGUCAAGCAUAUGCCAUGGUGAUUAGUGAUGAGAGUCAAAAAUCAGUUGCUAAUAAUGUUGGUUUACUGGGAGCAAAUCCUACAUCUGGAACUAAUCAAUAUGAUGUAGCCAUGUAUACCAAGACUGGUGGAAAUAAUCAGAGGAUGACUAGAAAAAAUUUCAAUCUAUUUUGUGAAGGUAAUCAGGUGUCUAGUAGCAAUUGGAAUGAGAACAGUACUCAGAAUUCUCAACUAACAAGCAGUGCAAUGAGUGUGAACAAUCCUCAGAACAUUGGACAAGCAAACAAUACUCCUUGGAUGGCCAAUUGCACUUUCACUAAAGAGCAGUAUGAUCACAUUGUGCAACUACUCAACAAAGAUAAUUCAGCUUCUGCUUCUACUAUAGCAACACCAGCAACUAAUGCAACGGGUAUUCCUUGUGCUCUAUUAGCCUCAAAUACUCUUCAAGAAUGGAUUAUAGACACAGGGGCUACAAAUCAUAUGGAACUCUUCAGUGGGAGGGUAAAAGCGAUUGGUAGAGAAGACAGUGGUUUAUACAUUCUCAGUAGAAAAAAAUUACCAGGAAAUAAAGCAAUUAGUUUAAACACUAAGGAGAUAGAAAUCAGUAAAAAAGUUAGUUCAAAUGACAUUGAUCUUUGGCAUAGGAGACUUGGCCAUGUAUCUGCUACUGUUCUCAAGAAUCUACUAUCUGCAAAUGCACAAGAUAUAUCUGCUAGAUUAGAUCUAUUAGAUGAUUUUUCUAGGAUGACACGGAUUUUCUUGUUGAAAUUGAAAUCUGAUGUGUGUGUGGUUGUACAACAAUUUUUUACUUUUGUGAAAACACAGUUUGGAGCAAUUGUUAAAACGGUCAGGAAUGAUAAUGGUACUGAGUUUGUUAAUUUAGUUUGUGAAAAUUUCUUUAAGAAUCUAGGAGUAAUUCAUCAAAAGACAUGUCCUUAUACUCCUCAGCAAAAUGGAGUAGCUGAGAGAAAGCAUAGACAUAUCUUAGAACUCACUAGAGCUAUAAGGUUUCAAGCAAAUAUACCAAUCAAACUCUGGGGAUACUGUGUACUUACUGCUGUAUAUAUUAUUAACAGAUUGCCUAGUUCUGUAAUUGAUAAUAAAAGUCCUUAUGAAAGAUUAUAUAACAAAAAACCCACAUUACAACAUCUUAAGGUUAUAAGCUGUUUAUGCUAUGCAGAAAUGGUUAAUCAGAAUGAUAAACUAAUGCCCAGAGCAAAACCUUCUGUUCACAUGGGAUAUGUUACAGGUCAUAAAGGAUAUGUGUUAUAUGAUCUAAUAGAUAAAAGAUUUUUUGUCAGCAGAGAUGUUCAGUUUAGAGAAGACAUAUUUCCUUUUAAAAACAAACAGGACAAUAACAAAUUACUCUUACAUAUAACAGAUCCAAUACCACAAACUACAACUCUAGAAGAUCACAUGUAUUCAAAUCAACAAGAAGAUUCAAUUACACCUGAUACUACACAGGAGUUCACACAAUACUUUGAACCCAACUCUACAGAAGUUGUACAGACUAACAAUCAACAAACUUCAACCCUACAACAAACAGAUCAAAUUCCACAAUCAAUUACUAAUCGAUUAAACAUAAGGAAGUCAGGGAGAGGGAAUAAAUCACCUAUAUGGAUGAAAGAUUUUGUGUCAUUAACUGCACAACAGAAUGAACCAUAUGCAAUAUGA